AUUACAAAUUCAGAUAUUCAGCCAUGUUCUGUAACCUUCGAGGAAAGGAGACCUUCUGGCCUAUUCAGUAAUGGUAAGAAGUGAGACUUGUAUUGUUUUUAGAUUAGCUAAAGGUGUGAGAACGCUAAGGAAUUAAAAAAUAGCAAUAGGCACAAAACCUGGCAGAUUUUCUCUUACUUACGAAAGAUCCAUCGACGGCGCGAAAAUUGAAGUCUUUGUUUAUUAUUUAAAAGUAGAUAAAAGCGCAAGAAAUUUAAUCUUCUCUGUGUGUGGAGAGAGAAUCAUUACGUCCACAGGCCGCUAAUGCUACAAGUUAAUGGACUAUUUGAACAAAGAACUAACAGGUGAUUCUCCUGAGAUAUUUCUUCUCAUAAAGCUACAUAAAGCACUCUUUUAUGGCGGAACCUUUGUUAUUACCUCUCGGCACACUUUCAGUUGAUGACGGUAAGCACUUUCUUUCCUGUGCUUAAAGCUCUGAAAGAUCUGCCUGGAUAAAUAAAUCAAAAACCGUCACCGACUUCAUGGCCAGAUAACUUGGAAAUUGUCUUCCUUUUUAAUUAAAAAUAUUGACCAGUUUGUUCAGCUGGAUAGUAAUGGGAAAGGCAACACUGACAGGCUGACAAAUUUAAAGUGGAUCCUUGUCGCUACUGCUUUUGCUUUAUUUAAGGAGUACAGGAAAAAAUCUGAAUAAAAAUAGAUGUUUAAAAGUCUAAAUCAAACAUAAGUAGAUAGGGAAAAUAAUGAAGCUGUCAACAGUGAAUGAUGUUAUUAUUAAAAAUUGUGUCCAGGGAAGGAAGUUUACUUUUUUCCAGGCAAAGGAAAAAUUUCCUAUUUCGUUUGAUCUUUGUCACUCUAUCUUAAAUCUGAUGGUCAAUAUUUUGCUGCAUUUCAUUUUGCCUUUGUAAAGCAUGAAUGAGAUUUCCCCAUAAUGUUUCUUAACCAGUAAGGUUUUCAUGGCAACUAAUGGACCCAUUUAUGUGUUGUCCUGUCAAUAUAUUUGUCCACCUUAAAUUUCCUCUUUGUCUUAUACAAAAAUUGAGAUUUCAAGACCAUUUAGGGUUGCUGGGAAUUUUUUAUUAGGACAGUCUUAAGGUGUGAGAAAAAUCUGAAUCGCUCAAUUUUAUUGAAAAGUUUUUCAACAAGAAAUAUUUUUGUUUUGCAAGGAGGAAGUUUGAAAUCUCAAUUAUCCUUUUUCCAGCAAUUUAUCAUCUUAACCAGGAAAUGCUAGAUUUCAUUAUCAGUAAAAACAUUAUUUCCUUCCAUAACAAGUUUUUUAUUGUUGAUCAUUAUACCAUCUAAUGCACCCCAUAUGUGGUAUUUUGAAAGUUACAUUAACUUCGUGGUUUCUCAUUGGAAGUUAUUAUAUAGGGUUUUACUUUUUUUAAUACAAGAGAGCUGACUUUUAUCUUUGAAACAACUCAUUAUAUGCCAUUUCUAAUUAAGCUUUCAACUUACACUAUCUCUUAUGCAGCUGAUAUUUUAAAAUAAUUUCUUGUUUAGCGUAAAAACACAUCUUUAUCAGAAAUGUUUAGUAUAGAGUUACUGAAAGGCUUUCAUGUUUCCUUAUCCAAUGUGAUAAUUUUCAUGGGUUUAUUAAAAUUGCUUUUGCUUGUAAGUCUUCCUUUCAAAGUUUUCUUUUACAGAGAUCUAAACUGAUAUAGAAAUUCUGCAUAAUUCUCUUUAAAAUCUUAAAUGUUAAAAGCUCUCAAGAUGGUAAAUUUCAGGGAGUGAAUGGGAAAAUGGGGAUUACUUUGAUUUGAGAAUCUUACCAAAAUCAUGUUAAUUUUGAUGCAAUGGUUAUGGACAUUAAUGUGUCUAAAUAUUUGUGUUUAGGAAAAGGAAGACAAUUUUAUUGAAGGAGGGGUUUAUACAGAGGUUUUGAAUCAAUUCAAAAGGAAAAUUGUAAAUUUUCAAAAAUUUUUAAGAUCCAGAAAGAGUACAGAAAAUAAAGAUAAAUAUUUGAGAAAAAGGGGAAAAGUGAAGAUAGUUGUUGGGUGACAUCUUUGUUCGGAGGUUGAAUUUGCAUAAAUCACCACCACUUCUAUCAACAUGUUUUACAUUCAUGAUUAUAGGACUUUCAAUCUGUGGCAAACCCUGAGCGACUUAUGGGAACCAUGUGCUAUGAAUCAUACCUUUGAGUCUAGAAAAUAAGAUUUAAUUUACAAGAAAUUCUGGAAGAUUUCACAAAUUCAUAUCAUAAUCAUGUCUACACACCUUGUGUUGGGCUACAGUAUGUGGAAGGAUGACUUUUAAAGAAAAAAAUGUUUCCAAAUUUCUAGAUAACUUUUUUGCAGAAGACAAGUCACAACUGACAAAGUGUGCAAAAAUUAGGGUUAGGAAGACUCAAAUUUGCAAAUUUUACCCUUAAUAGCAAUAGCUAUUUCUAUUCAGCUAGUUAUGCACCCUAAAACUGCACCAAACGUAGAAAUUGAGGAAAGUGUUCUAAAAUUGCUCUUCUUGGGAGAUAUUGUAGCUUCUACUUUAGAACCUUAGACUCCAGUUUAGUAUUAGGUAUACUGUACUACGUUAAUAUAAUGAAUUGAUGACCUUCAUUUUCCAAGUUGAUCCGUUUUUUAUCUCAAAAUAAAAACUUGUUUUAUAUGCUGUUAUUUAGGGAGCAGGAGCAUCAAUUGCCAAUGAGGAAGAAAUAAGAGAAUUGGAAUCAAAUUCCAACUGUAUGUAUAUGGGAGUAGGGUAGGAUUUGGGUUCAAAGUAAUGCCUAACGGUUAAGGAAUAAGUUUUUUAUUAAUACAAAAUGCAAGUGUUUGUUGUAAUUUGGAAAACUAGGAACAUUAUUUUAAAGAUAAUUUUAAUGGAGUUGUAAAUCAAACAUCAAUCAAACUAUUUUUGUCAGUGAACAAAAAUGUGCAGAAUAAAUUCCAGGAAAUUGGGCUGUUGUUGGAAGGUUGUUACUAUUUAACUCUUGACUCUCAAGAUCUGCUCAGUAGUUUCCCCAGUAGAUGCCAUAUAUUUCCUUAUAAAUUGGAUUGCAAGAAUUUGGCAUCAUAUCAAGAUCACACCUUGUAACUAAUAAGCCUGUCUGUUUUUAUCUCCUUUUUUUUCUGGGUGAUGUUUUGAAAUCGCAAGUACAAGAUUUAUUUCAACCACUUAUUCCCAGGUUUGAACCAUGUACUGCAUUUCAUUUCUUUUAGAUAGUAAUUUCUUUUCUCCUAGUUACUACUAAAGAGAUUCCAAAGCUGCUGAAGAGGUUUUCCCGUUAUGAUCCUGAAGGGAAAAAUGGUGGUAUAACCCUGAAACAGUUCUUAGAUAUACCAGAAAUAUCUACAAAUCCAGUCAUGCCCAAAGUGGCCUCUGCAUAUCUUGAAAGGAGAACCAACAGGAUAACACCUAAAUCAUUCAUCAAAAUUAUGUCCAGACUCAGUCAUCGCAAUUCUAUUCAGGACAAAAAAGAAUGUGAGUCACAAUUUACCUCAGUUUUAUUGGUAGAGCUAGCAGUAUGGAUUAGUCAAUGUCAUUAAUUUCCAAGAUGAUGUUUUUAUGAUAUUGGCAAAGCUGGUUUGGUCAAGAGGGCUGAAUGUUGGCAGAAUUCCUUUUAAUUGUCUUUAUGCACCGGGAAAAUACAAUCUUGACUCAACAAGUGUGGUCAACAAUUUAUUAUUAUAAGCAUUAAGUUAUUAAGUAUGUACUCUGGCAUAUACAAGGAUUUUUUUCUGUAGGAUCAUAGAAGGCAAUGGGAAGCAUGUACUAUGUUCCCAUCUUGUUUGCUUUGACAACCAGUCAGAACUCAAGAUUGGCUUCAUCUUGAUCACAAGGGGAAGUCAGCCAUAUGAUAACUGUGUAGUAGGCCCUUGAAAAAUCGAAAAUAAGAAAUGAUAACUCAAAUCAAAAUAAGGUGCAAGGGUUUUACUCUUUUUCUCUAGACCCAAGAGUGACUAGUAUGUAAAUUACUCCCUUGAUCUCUUAACACUGUAGAGUGGGUAGAAAGGGUAAAAAGAAAAUAACCACAAAAAAAAAGUAUGGACACAGGACGGGAAGUAAGUUUGAAGAUCUUGAGAGGCAAAGGAUUAAAUGGAUUUAUACAUUCCAUAGCCCUCCCUUCCCUUUAGUGCGAUUUGGAGGUGACCUUGUGUAAAUAUGGUAAAGAGUAAUUCUCAGUGGCUGAGGUAAUGUCUCAGAUAUGAAGUCUCAAUCAUAGGGUUUGCUGUGGGUGUUCAUGUCAUUCCAGAAAAUUUUCAGCUUCCCCUGAGCAAUUAAAAUUAUGUGUGGUAUAGUAGACUUAGGCAUCUGGACCUGUUCAUUUUUUAUUUUUCUUGUAGUUGCAUUCCAGUUACUGGACACUGAUCAAGAUGGAUACUUGUCAUACAGUGAACUGUUCAGCUUGCUUAGAAUGGUAACUGGUCCUCUUAUCACAGACGAUCACUUGUUAGGAAUGAUAUCAAGUAUUUUAAACAGGAGUGAAUUGCAGCAGACUACAAGAUUGACGUUUGAUGAAUUUACAAAUGUAAGUCAAACACAGAUGCAAAGGGUGGGUUAUUUAAACAAAGUUUAGCCAUGGUUUAACAAUACCUUGUUCUAAGCCAUCUUCAAUUUAUCAAACCUUUUAUCUGAACAAUGUCUAGAGGGCUGAAAGCUAAUUAUGGAAGCAAAUUUGUUUAAUCAAACCCUUGAGGCCCACUGCUUGUGUAAAACUGCAGUUUGUAUUAAACCUUUCAUAAAUAACCAGCCCAAAGUGUUCAUUUUCAUUAGGGCUGGGUCUAUUGUUCAUCAAGGGGACUUAAAUUACAAGUGCUUAUCCCAGUUUCCAAGGUGCCAUACCCCUUCAACUCUUAACCCUUCAACUCCCAAGAUUUUAUUGUUACUUUUUCCCUCUAGCUGCUACACAUUUCCUUGUAAAUCAGCUACAAGAAUUUGGUGUUAGAUCAGGAUAAUAACUUUUACCCAAUAAGUCUGAAUAUUCUCAUUACCUGUUUGCUGGUUAUAUGUAUGGAAAUUUUAUGGAGAAGUUUAAUUUUAAUCACUUCAGGGAGUUUAAGGGUUAAGAGUAACUAGCGCCUUAUUCCCUCAACAGCAUCACCCAUGAAACAAACAUUUAGGAGAUGAUGAAAAAAAAAGGAAUUGAUUUCAAACUUAAGAAGCUCUUGAUUAUUAAACAACUUCUCCUAGCCACUACCAUAGGGCAUUUAUGUAGAUUAGUAUGUAGAAUAUGUAUACAGAUGUUACAGUGUUAGGGGGUUGAGUGUACUGCUACUCCUUCUGAUGAAAGAAUUGAAGACUUGACAGUAAGCAAGACCUUUGUCGGAAAUCAUAAAUAAUUUUAUAAUUUACGACAACAAAAACAGAAUGAGAACUCAAAAAUGUGAAAUGAUACAAACUCAGACUGGAAAGUUAACGGAAGUGUGGAAAACUGAUUUGGAACAUGAAAAUAUUUUUCAUAACGCAAUUAUGUUAACUACAACAAUUAAAGCAACCAUAUUGAAAAGAGUAACGCCAAAAAGCCAACAGCGGGGUAAUUGGAGUGGCCAGUAUGCGUAAUACUGUUUGCAAACUGAUUAAAAAGAGGCAAAAGGCCAGACAUUUGGGUUCAACACAUGUCGAUGCUACCAAGGAAACUUGAAUAAGCACUGGCAAUCAUGGAGCCUUUGAUACAAAAACAAAGUAAAAUAAGAACUAGGCGAUGAUAAACAUCGCACAAACGCGGACUCAAAGGUCUAAUGAGGAGUAAUGAAGCGUGAUGAGGCGAUAUGAAAAUGUUUUAAGACAUCUGUCAUAACGCAAAGAUACUCCAUAUCAACAGUUUACUAGGAGAAAUAUUUAAGAACUCAUUAGAAAUUAUGAAAAAACCUGACACAAUGCAACGAUGUUACGAACUCCUAAUGAACGUUUUAAGAAAGUGUGACGAAGUGAUUUGAAACAGUAUAAAAAGAUCUGUCAUAAAAAGAACAACGUUACGAACUGCAAAUCAACUGAAUGUGUAAAAGAUUGAGUGUUAAAAGGUGAUUUGAAAACGAUAUGUAAACAUCUGUUGCAACACAACAGUGCUAAAAACUCCAAAUCGACUUUGAAAAAGGCGUUAAGACGUGAUUUCAAACUAAUAUACAAACAUCUGCCAUAAGAAAACAGUGUUAUAAACUACAAAUGACCGUUUUAGAAAGUGCUUUGAAGUGACUUGAAAGUGAUGUGUGCACAUCUGUCAGAAACUAACGAAACAAUGCUACGAACUGCUCAUCAAUGUCUAAAAAUUGAUUUAAAUUUAUCGCCAAUAUGAAAACGUCUGUCUCAACGAUGGUACAAUUUUCGACCAAACUGUUUGAUACACGAAGAAAGGGGGGAACUUCCUAAGGAAAUUGUGGUACUGCGUCGGUUAGGGUAAAACAAGAUAAUUUGGUUUACUAAUUGAGCAAAUAAAUAGAUGUAAAUCGGCCACUGUAAAGAGUUUCUGAAGCUGACGUUUCGAGACUUGACACUCCGACAGAGCAAAUGGCGAGGCAAAUGUCAGCUUUAGAAACUCUCUAUGGUGGCCAAUUUUCAGUCGAUAAAACCAAAUUAUAUUGUUUCUUACACGCUUAACAUCGUUGCUUAGGGAUACCAGAAGGUACGGCUUACAAAAUUUUGGGAGAAAGUUUCAAGAUUCAACCUUUAUUUGAUCUUAGUUUGUUUUUGUUGUUGUUCAUUUAUUUAUGUUGCAAACUUGGACCAAACUGUUUAAGAAAGUGUUAAAACUGAUUUGAAACUGAAUGAAAACAUCUGUCAUAGCGAAGUGAUGAUACAAACUCCGUGUCAACGGUUUAAGAAAGGGUGAAGAUAAUGAUUUGAAGAUUGAAACAUCUGUUAAAGCGUAACUAUGUUACUGUGCCUUAACAACGCUAUCAAGUAGUAAGAGUUUGAAAACAGGUUAUGACUUAAAGAACAGCCCUAAUAAGUUAGUAAUAAGGGAGAAGGGGCACGUCGGUCAGUUUUUGCUGGAAAUGUGCCGCUGGCCUCUUAGAAACCCUACCACAUUGAAGUCUAUACUUUGGCCAAUUAUAGACCCCAUCUUUGUCACUUUUUUGUGAGAAGGUGACUAACUUUUAAUCGCGAAUCUUACCAUUACUUAACCAGAUUUCUAAUCCCCAAAAUCUCGAAAAUGAGCGACCCCUUACCAUUAGCUCUAUUGAAAAUGUAACCUCAUUAUAGUCAAUCUGGUCGUGAAAGUGCGAACUCAUCCAGCAGCACAUCCCCGUUAGCUUAUCACUAGGCACCAACUCCCCUCAUAUGGUAAUAAGGUAUGUGAGUAAGUACAGCCUGCAUAGCGUAAUAACUAUGCUGAUGCAACUGUUAUGCAGAUUUUUUCUUUCAGAAAAUGAAUAGGUUUCUUUAUUUGUGUGCUAGAUUGUCUCUGAGGAGGAAAUAGAAAAUCUAUUCACAGUGGAAUUGCAGCUCCCUUAAUUGAUACAGGGAAAUAUCUUCCAACAAGAACGAGUGAGGUGAAACUAGGAUUCUCUAAACAUUUUGCCAAUGGCAAAGGAAAAGAAAAUGGGCACGCAGUGGAGGAAGGGAAGUUCCUUACGUGGUCGUCACCAGUCGCGUGGUAUUGCAUUCAUUCAGACAGUACACAGGGCCUGAGGAGGAGGCUGCCUUGAGCCGAAUAAGACUAUAGAGUUCCUGUUACUGGUUUCAUGACUGGAUGCGGAUCGAGGUGAUCCCAAAGACCGUCGAUUCCAUGUAAAAUUCUCAAUCGACCAUCGACAACUCAACCGUCUAAGGAAGUUGGAAAGUGUUCGAAUUGUCGCCACUUUCUCGACCACUCCAGGAGGUCAUUAUACUCCUGACCAAUCAGACUCAAAACUUAAACCAAUUGCUUACUAGCGUUUUUUCGCACUAUUACCGGUAUAUCAAUGUUAGUCUGAAUUAAAACGAGUUGAAAUGAAAGAGAAAAGGGCCUUAUCUUGAAAUUGUAGAUAGUAAGACAAGUAAAACAUUAAAG
Molecule: messenger RNA, 7924 nt
Organism: Pocillopora meandrina
Lineage: Eukaryota; Metazoa; Cnidaria; Anthozoa; Scleractinia; Pocilloporidae
Source: the annotation of a GenBank genome assembly